Molecule: messenger RNA, 753 nt
Organism: Macroventuria anomochaeta
Lineage: Eukaryota; Fungi; Ascomycota; Dothideomycetes; Pleosporales; Didymellaceae
Exons: 1
Coding region: 1-753 (250 amino acids)
Source: RefSeq, a predicted model, not a curated record
AUGCCGCCACCCGCACUCUUAGUUGCAAGUCUCGUAUUCAUCCCUGUCUCCAUCGGUAUUGCUCUUGCAUACAUUUUCUAUCGACGACUUCGCGCUCGCCGUAUCGAACGGCAAACGCAACAUGCCAGCUGGCACCGUCGAAAUGAUAUAGACAUAGAACUAUCGCCCAUAAAGACUAAGAGUACCAGCAAACAGGCAGUGACGCGCGGUGACUGGCCACGCAACCUACGAGAGGAACAGAUCGUCCCCAAAAGAUUCACCCCGCUUCGCACUUUCGCCACGUCCAAAUGGGGCACUGCAGACAGUAAGGCCUCACUUAAAUAUCCUGGCCCCGCUUGUACUUUCAUCAGAUAUGGCGGAACCGAUAAUGAUACCAUCGUGCGGAGCUGGAAAAAGACAACACUCGAUAGUGAAGAAGCAAGCAGCUUCCCCUAUCACGCUGGAGAUCGUGAGAGUAGUGAUCCUGCACGCGAAAUUUGGCGCAAGAUCGAGGCACGAGAGCGUCUAGAAGAUAGACGUACUGGUACUGACCAAAAGAAGAGCGAGCCAGUAGAGCAUGGUGUUGUCAAGACUGUGGUUGAGCACACGUUCCGUGGCUCGAAAGAAUGGCCCCUCAACAAUACCGCCGUACCGCCGCUCCAAGGGGACACAGAAGAAGGCUUCAGAGUCGAUAAGGUCGCGAAACAAUAUGCACUGGCUGCUGAAAGACAGCACCUGAAACAAGAAUCGCAUGAGUACAAGGCGCUUUAUUGA